Messenger RNA from Nymphaea colorata (pocket water lily), 1904 nucleotides. RefSeq names its product UDP-glycosyltransferase 88A1-like. Gene Ontology annotation, molecular function: UDP-glycosyltransferase activity. The transcript has a single exon. The coding region runs from base 112 to 1533 and encodes 473 amino acids. The record is from RefSeq and is a predicted model, not a curated record. NCBI's taxonomy places the organism in Eukaryota, Viridiplantae, Streptophyta, Magnoliopsida, Nymphaeales, Nymphaeaceae.
UGAACGGCCUGAUCAGUCCGGCCGUAGCUUAUAAAUAGGCUGAAGCUGCAGGGUUCGCCUAAACGCCGCAGCGGCCUUAGUGAGGGUGGCCUUGAGGGUGAUCGAGGAAAGAUGAAGCGGACUGUGGCUUUGUACCCCGCCCCAGGCAUGAGCCACCUCAUCACCAUGGUGGAGCUCGGCAAGCUCAUUCACCUCCGCCUCCACCUCCCCGUCACCGUCCUUAUCGCCUCUCCUCCCUUCAACCUCGGCGACACCACCCCUUACGUCAAGGACGUCGAGUCCUCCGAUCUCGGCAUCUCCUUCCACUACCUUCCCCAGCCGUUCGAUUUCUCCCCUCAAGAUCACAAUGCCCAGCACCACGAGCUUCUUGUCUUCAAAUUCCUCAACGCCUGCAGCCCCCACGUCAAGGAUGCGUUGGAGCUCAUCUCCAAGUCCUCUACCAUCCUAGCCACUGUCGUCGACUUCUUCUGCAUCGCCUCCGUGAGCGUCGCCGCUGCCAACCUGGGCUUACCCGUGUAUGUUUACUUAAUUUCCCCUGCUGGAGCACUAGCAUCGCUCUUGUAUUUCCAAGAGCAGCACCGCCAGACCGACCUCAGCUUCCGUCGUCUCAACGAAGAUCUGCACAUCCCCGGCAUCCCCCCAUUGCCUUCCCUGGACAUGCCUCCUCCGACACUGGAUCGCGAAGAAACUUACUACUGCUUUCUCGAGGUGUCCUCCCAGAUGAGUCGGGCCCACGGGAUCAUAGUCGACACCUUUGAUGCGCUGGAGCCACGGGCGCUUCGAGCAAUCCGGAACGGCCUGUGUGUACCGAACGGACCCACACCCCCAGUGCACGGAAUCGGACCUGUGAUAUCCGCCUGGAAGCGGGCAGAACGCGACGACCAGUGCCUCAACUGGCUGGACUCCCAGCCAGACUGCAGCGUGGUGUUCUUGUGCUUCGGGAGCCUGGGCCGGUUCUCCGUCGACCAGCUCGGGCAGAUCGCAGAUGGGCUGGAGCGCAGCGGGCAACGGUUCCUUUGGGUGGUUCGCGGCCCAGCCAGCGGGUCAGGACCGGCUCUUGUGUCGGAAGACCCAGACCCUGACGCGCUGCUGCCACAAGGGUUUCUGGAGCGGACUCGAGGCAAGGGGCUGGUGGUCAAGUCGUGGGCGCCGCAGGCAAGGGUGCUGAGCCACGGUGCGGUUGGCGGGUUCGUGACGCAUUGCGGGUGGACCUCGGUGCUGGAGAGCGUUUGUGCAGGCGUGCCCAUGGUCGCCUGGCCGCUGUACGCAGAGCAACGCAUCAACCGGGUUUUGCUGGUAAAGGAGCUGCGUCUGGCCGUUGUCAUCCAGGAGGGUCCCGACGGUCUGGUGGGCGCAGCCGAGGUAGAGAGAUGCGUGCGGCUGCUGGUGGACUCAGAGGAAGGGGCUGCACUGAGGGAGCGAGCAGCAGCGGCCAGGGAUGCGGCAGCCACAGCAAUGAAGGAAGGCGGGUCUUCGUGGGCCAGCCUAGCGAGGUUGGGUGAGGAGUGGGAGAGCAGGGCGAGCACAAAAUGAACGGCGAUUUUGUUGCCUCGAGGAUCUGAAAUUCUGUUUGUCCAAAAAGGUGUGCUCAGUAGGUUCUUUUCAGUAUCUAAAGAAGCGGACUCUCAUUCAUCAUCUUACAUUUAUUAGAUCACCAGUUUUCAAUUGGGCAGGCUCUUUUUAUGUUGUUAGGUUAUUGGUGCAUGUUUUAUCAAAGCAAGGCUAAAGAGUGUGGUUUUUGUAGUUCAUUUUUUUUAGCAAGCAUCUAUUAAUAAGUUUUCUAGGAAAAAUGGGAAACGAAAUCCAGAAAGAUGUAGCAACCAGCAGAAGUUACGUCCUUGAAACAGAAGUGUGGCAUUCAGAAUAUCAAAAUAGGCAAGCUUAAACUUUUCUUAUUUGACAAA